Messenger RNA from Dufourea novaeangliae, 1068 nucleotides. Its product is annotated as phospholipase A1. The coding region runs from base 1 to 1068 and encodes 355 amino acids. Gene Ontology annotation, molecular function: lipase activity. Lineage: Eukaryota; Metazoa; Arthropoda; Insecta; Hymenoptera; Halictidae. Gene Ontology annotation, biological process: lipid metabolic process. The record is from RefSeq and is a predicted model, not a curated record. The transcript is spliced from 2 exons.
AUGUUUCCGUCAACGUUCAAGCUCACGUUGCUUCUGAUGACAGUGUUUCUGUCGGGUCGAGUCACCACGAAAAAAGCGCUUGGCCCGAUCCAGGAAGCGAUCCAGAACGGCGCCGCGGCGGAUUUUGAUCGCGACAAAUGUGUAUGGAGACGAGGAAACGACAGGGAUUCCUGUCCCGAUCCUGAUGUACGGGUCUUCCUUUAUGCGAACGAUAGACCGAGGAGAGAAUUAGACUCCAGAGUAUCGGACUGGCUACGUCAGGAUUACGAUCCGACGAAGGAGAAUGUUCUUCUUGUGCAUGGAUAUGCAGGUGGCGACGACACCCUCCCGAUAGCAGUGCUCCGCGACGCGUACCUCCGUAACGGCAGCUACAACGUCUUCCUGGUCGACUGGGGCGCACUGUGUGCCGCCCCCUGUUACCCAGCCGCGGUAGCAAAUCUCCGUCCAGUGGCUCGAUGUCUAGCCGGUAUAUUGACCAACUUAAGAAACCUGGGCUUACCGAUCUUCAGGACGACCUGCGUGGGCCAUUCAUUAGGCGCGCACAUCUGCGGCAUCAUUGCUAAUUUCUUGCUGUUCAGGAUGCACCGAAUAAUCGGCCUGGACCCAGCCAGGCCUUUAAUGAGACCAGGUUACGUGAACCGUUUGGACAGCGGUGAUGCCGAUUUCGUCGAGGUGAUCCACACGAAUGCUGGAUACUACGGUGAGGGUGGUCGUAUGGGUCACGUGGACUUUUGCGUGAACGGUGGUAAAAUGCAGCCGUUCUGCGAGGACAAGCCUCACGAUCAGCUCUGCAGUCACGUGUGGGUCGUUUGCUACAUGGCCCAGAGCAUCGACAACGGUGGCCUCGAGUCGAUGGCGGAACCAUGCUCGAGACGGUGUCCUUCCGGACCUAGGAUCGCCCAACGUGCCGGCGAAUACGUGGCCAUGGGACAGCACACGCCGGUCGGGACCAGGGGGUCUUUCUGCUACACCGGGAAACAUCCUCCCUAUUGUCCUAAAUACAGAAAGGGACGCGGCGACACGAGGUGCUGUCUACCGGAUGACGAGACUUUCGCUCAGUUGCUUUGA